Messenger RNA from Fomitopsis serialis, 1899 nucleotides. RefSeq lists its product as uncharacterized. The transcript has 5 exons. Lineage: Eukaryota; Fungi; Basidiomycota; Agaricomycetes; Polyporales; Fomitopsidaceae. The record is from RefSeq and is a predicted model, not a curated record. The coding region runs from base 1 to 1899 and encodes 632 amino acids.
AUGCGCUUCUCCUCCCUCCUCUCUCCCCCACCCCAUGUCGUCGUCUUCCUCUGCCCCUGUUGCGCUAGGGUUCCGCACGUCGUUGCACUAUCCCCGGGACUUCGAACACCUCCCCAUCCGACUCCAAGCUGGCCAAACCGCCUGGGGACUCUACAGAGCGCACCGAGACGUCCGCUCGGCUCUACCUCUGGGCGAUGGGUCAUUCGCCGUCUCGUCCAAUGCCCCGUACAUUCCUUCACCCCCCCUGGUACGAACGACAAGGAGGAGGUCUAUGCAGACGGUCGUGUAGGGUGGUUCAAACCCGGAUACCAUGCCCAAUACUGGAGCAGCGCGUUCGAACACCGCGCUUUCAUCUACGAAGCUCCGGAGAACAAAGAAGGCGUUGAUGCAGCCUUCGUCCUGCUCGACUUCAAACGCGGACGAUGCCCAGCUUCUUUCUACGUCUCCUGCGUCCAGAAUGGGACUGGUAUCCCAACCCGCAACUUCUCGCUCGCGUUACGGACCCUCUACGAUGCAGAACUUCGUCGUGCAGAGGAGCUCUACAAUCUCGACCGCUGCCCUCCCUCUGGUUUCCUUCAAGCUGACCUCGAGAGCGCCGAGGAAGACUCGGACCUCGACAUGGGUGACUCCCGGCGACGAGAUCGAGGACCUCCCCGGCUACCUUCGCUGGUGCCCUCCGCUCCUGCCCUUCCGGUACGACGAGAAGAUACCCCGGCUGCGCCCUCUCUCGUCAACAUGGAGGAAGGAUGGGUGAAUCAUCCCGCUCAUGAGUCGCUCGCGAAUUCGACACCUCAGGCCCGGACCCCGCACAGAGAGUCGGAACCGCCGCUCCUGCACGAGGAUUCAAUCAAGGCCGUGGUCUCCCCAAAUCCGCGCAGAGAGUCGGAACUGCCGCUCCUGUGCGAGGAUUCGCCCAUGGCCGUGUCGCUCCCGCCAAGCCCGGUCGAGUCGCUCGCUCCUCUCCCGAUGGCCCCUUCUCCCAGGUCGCCUUCUCCGCGCCCCCCCAUCAACAAAGGGAAACAGAGGGCAAGAUCUCCGUCGCCUCUACCUUACAGGAGACACGCUCCAGGCCGACCCUUAGCGGAAAGGAUACAACCGGGCCCCUCGCCCAUUCCGACUCGUUCAUUGGAGGAGCGUCUGAGAGUCGAAAAGAAGGACGGUCCCGACCCCGGCUUCGUCGAGGACAUAGGCGAACCUGGGCCAUCUCUCCUCUCGCACCUAAGCGACUCCCACUCCCUUUUCACCCGCUUGGGAACAACGCUCGAGGAGCGGAUCUCUGACGCCCCGUCCCCGGAAGCGACAACCGCUCCCCCGAUGUCGAGAACGAGAUCGAGGACGAGGAGGUACGGGGCCCUUCUAAUGUGGCUUAAGUCGAGGGACACCCAAGUGGAGGCGUUAAACCGCCCGCCCGGAGAAUGGGAGCCGCUCAAGUUCAAGGUCUGGAAGGGUCGUCUUCGCCCGGAUGCCGCAUUGAGCCGUACACUCAAGACCUGCCCCUUGCGUCCGCUCCCCGACUCCAAGCUCCCGUACCACCGCAACCCUCAACCGGACGAGGAGGACAAGGAGGUAUGGGAGCUCCGCACCUUCCACUUCCGGUCGAACGUCGAGCGCGUUGUAGCGGCCAAGCACCCUGCCAUGAAAGCAACGAUGUCGGCGACCGCUCGUGGCGCGUUGUGGGCCGGGAUCCGCGACCGAAUUCGUCGAGUCUGGGGGGCGGGACUGUCCGUCUACCCCUCCUACUACGAACCUCGUUACCUCGACAGCGAAGACGACGUAGUACGACUUGCGCAUUGGUGCGCUCUGGGACGGAUUCUCUUGGAGCUGGACGUACGGGACAACAUCGCUAAGGAUCUGAGGCUCGUGGUGGGGGCCCUGUUACGGACGCGGUGGACAGAGUGA